UGACCCCCGACACACUCAGAGGACCCUGACAAAAGAACAAGCAAAAACAGGCGGAAGUGCCUAACCAUACUAUCUCAGUGUUUUUUUGAUAAUGCUCGAACCGUACAAUACGGCUCGUCCAAGAAUUUGUUAAGAAAAGAACAAUUGAAUCGUGCUGAGUUGCGCACUUUGAGAAAUAACUAAAUGUAGGUAAAAUAAGCUGCUACACGUGCUGUAUGCUGCUUCGUCUGUCAUCGAGUGAACGCAUCGUUCACAUUCUUACUCGGUUAACCUCUGUUAAAAAGACCUACAGAGGAGCAUAUCUUGCAACCGUCUCGUUCUCUCUUGAAGACAAUCGUAAGACAAAAGUGGAGUCGAAAGUGUUGUUCUCUGAAAUAAUGGCAGACGUAACCAUGAAUCCUUAUUCCAUGCGGAAAAUGUCUUUUGGAUUUAAUGGAAAGCUUAACGGUGUUGAGGGUAAGACGCCUUUUUUGAUCGGCGUUUCUGGUGGGACUGCGAGUGGCAAGUCCACCGUAUGCAAAAGAAUAAUGGAGAAAUUAGGCCAGGUGGACAAAGAUCAUCAGGAACGGCAAGUCGUUUGCAUAUCACAAGAUAGCUUCUAUAGAGAAUUAUCGCCUAUGGAAAAGUUGAAGGCUGAGAAAGGUCAAUAUAAUUUUGACCAUCCAGAUGCUUUCGACAAUGAUCUCAUUCUACAGACAUUAAAAGAUAUUCUUGCUGGGAUUAAAUGUGAAAUACCAGCAUACGACUACAGGACUAACAGUUUAGUGAAGGAUCAAAUUACUACAAUAUAUCCAGCAGAUGUUGUUCUAUUUGAAGGAAUUUUGGUGUUCUACUUCCCCAAUAUACGCGAUCUGUUUCAUAUGAAAUUAUUUGUUGAUACGGACUCGGACACUCGACUAGCAAGAAGAGUGCCACGAGAUAUAAACGAAAGAGGCAGAGAUUUGGAUUAUGUACUUAAUCAAUACAUGAAUUUUGUGAAACCUGCUUUUGAAGAAUUCUGCCUUCCGACAAAGAAAUUUGCUGACGUAAUAAUACCACGGGGAGCAGAUAAUACAGUGGCAAUAGACCUUAUAGUGCACCACAUCUGGGACAUUUUACGUUCGAAAAAGGCUGAUACUGCAUCCGGGCAGCAUCCAUACUUCUACCAGCGUAGGCGCACUUCAGCUUCAUCCGACACCAUCAGCAGAUGACUCACAUAAUUUUAACUAUGCAUAAUCAUUUCAGACAUGCCCCACGUAGUAUUUGUCAGUUUCCAUACAGAUACAGUACAUUAUGAUACAUUGAUUUAUUACUUUUGGCAUAAUUCUAUCUUAAGUUUUAUUGAUACAUCAAUUUUCUACGAUUUCAGUUUCAUUCAAAUAUUUGAAUAUACUUUCGCACGUAUUUUUUGUAACACCAGGAAACAUUUAACAGUCAUUGUUGGUGUAUACAGAGAUUUCAUUGGAUAAAUCAUUAUUAUGUUAAUUGUUUUAAGUACCACGUAAAUGUUGGUUGUACCAGCAUUUUUGUGUUUUAAAAAUAUUCCAAGUUGUACGCUGUGUUUCAUUUUAUAUCAUCAAACUUGUAAUCUGUACUUUGAAACAUAUUGUGUACAAUACUUACCGAGAUUCGACUGAUUUUUUAAGCUUUAACUUUUAUUGAAAUAUGGUUGUUGCAGAUGUAUGAUAAUGUACUAAAGAAAUCUAGAGAUAUAAUUUCCAAUAGAAUUUGAUUAUCUAUUAACAAACCAUUUGCAUAACAUAAUAAUGCCAAUACAAAAGCACAAAUGAAAGCAUUAGCAAAUUGCAAUUUUUCCAUGUAAGAUUGACAUUCGUAAAAUGAGUCAGUCACGUGGAUGCAAUUGAACAUUUUUGUGAUUAUAUUAUAGAAAUAUAAGAAAAGGCAUUGCUCUGUUUCUAUGCCUGUUAACUGCCAGACUUAUGAAACCAAUAAAAUAGUAUUUUAAGUAUAAUGCUGCAAUAAAGAGUAGCAUAAUAUUAUAAAAUUCAUAGACAUUGUAAACUAAUAUGUAGAAUAAACUUAUAUAUAAAUGGA
Molecule: messenger RNA, 2034 nt
Organism: Orussus abietinus
Lineage: Eukaryota; Metazoa; Arthropoda; Insecta; Hymenoptera; Orussidae
Gene: Uck
Product: probable uridine-cytidine kinase
Exons: 5
Coding region: 216-1190 (324 amino acids)
Cellular component (GO): cytoplasm; cytosol
Molecular function (GO): ATP binding; kinase activity
Source: RefSeq, a predicted model, not a curated record